AUGAAUUCACAAGAAAAGAUAGAAAUUUACGAACAGAAUGCCAAGUACAUUCGGGAAUUAGUUGGAACCGAGGGCAUGCUAGAGACACCGAUCGAUCUCGACAUUAGUUACAUGAAAGUGAUCGAUCUGGAACCUUUCGAAUGGCCUGGUAUCGAUGUGACGCCGAGAAAAUUGAAAAUUACCAAUACGGGUUUUACAGUAAUUCUGAGCGCAAAAUGGCAACAAGGAUCUCCUUACCUUUGCAAGGGGCCGUUAGAAGGGAAUUACGUGUUCGCGCAAGUUCACUUUCAUUGGGGAGAGAACGAGAUGAGAGGGAGCGAGCACUUCGUUGACGGUGCAAGCAUGCCUAUGGAACUUCAUGUCGUGCAUUACAAAGAGGAAUAUGAAACGUUAGACUUAGCACUUCGACGACCUAAUGGCGUUACUAUCAUAGUAUAUUUUUGUAAAGUAACGUAUUCGUAUACAUAUAUGCUUACAUUUUUAGACGUAAAAUGUUUUCUAUAUUCUUAG
Apis florea (little honeybee) is the source of this 510-nucleotide messenger RNA. RefSeq names its product carbonic anhydrase 1. The record is from RefSeq and is a predicted model, not a curated record. Gene Ontology annotation, cellular component: cytoplasm. Lineage: Eukaryota; Metazoa; Arthropoda; Insecta; Hymenoptera; Apidae. Gene Ontology annotation, molecular function: zinc ion binding; carbonate dehydratase activity.